Messenger RNA from Diaporthe batatas, 1984 nucleotides. Its product is annotated as mannose-6-phosphate isomerase PMI40. Gene Ontology annotation, molecular function: zinc ion binding; mannose-6-phosphate isomerase activity. Gene Ontology annotation, cellular component: cytosol. Gene Ontology annotation, biological process: GDP-mannose biosynthetic process; carbohydrate metabolic process. Lineage: Eukaryota; Fungi; Ascomycota; Sordariomycetes; Diaporthales; Diaporthaceae. The record is from RefSeq and is a predicted model, not a curated record. Bases 169 to 1524 code for a protein of 451 amino acids. The transcript is spliced from 2 exons.
GUCCCUUCCUCUCCCUUCCCCCCUUGGGUUGCUCUGGGGAAUCAAUCGCCAACAACUCACAAUAUCGUCUUCACAUUCUGGUACCCAAACCACUCGCCCCACGAGUCAAGAGCACCAGCUCACCACCCUUCUUCAGACCUCCCGGGCUCGUGGACUCGGGACUUCGCCAUGCAGGUCCCCCUACUCAGACUCCAGUGCGGGGUCAAUUCCUACGACUGGGGCAAGAAGGGCAACGACUCGUCCGCAGCCAGGUUUGCUGCUGCCACGCCGGCUGCCGACUUCACGGUCAAAGAUGAUCAGCCUUACGCCGAGCUCUGGAUGGGCACCCACCCUUCCAACCCCUCCAGGGACUUGCGCACCGGCCGCACUCUCCUUGACCUGGUCCAAGACAACCAGGCUCUGCUCUCGCAGUCCAUCACCGCUCGCUAUGGCAACAAGCUGCCCUUCCUCUUCAAGAUCCUCUCCAUCGAAAAGGCCCUCUCGAUACAGGCCCACCCAAACAAGAAGCUCGCCGAGCAGCUACAUGCCAAGGACCCCAAGAACUAUCCCGAUGACAACCACAAGCCCGAGAUGGCCAUCGCCCUCACCGACUUCGAGGGCCUAUGCGGCUUCAGGCCGCCGUCGGAGAUAGUGCACUUCCUCAACACUGUCAAGUCUCUGCGUGACCUUGUCGGCGCAGAGACCGCAGAGGCUUUCAAUACUACAAUUAGGUCGCACGAGGGCGAUGAGUCCGAGGAUGCCAAGCGAGACAAUAAGGCUGCCCUUCAGAAACUGUUCGGGGCCCUCAUGUCCAAGCCAGAGUCUGCUCUCGAGACAGCAACUGCCGCUCUCUUGGACGAGGCCACGGCAGGGACAGACAAUUUCGCAGGCGGCGGUGCUGGACCCAACUCGGGCAAGGACCUCGCCGAGCUGAUCAAGCGGCUACACGGCCAAUUCGGUGCCGACUAUGGCCUGUUCGUACAGUUUCUCUGCAACCUGGUGACCAUGGCACCUGGCGAGGCCUUGUUCCUGCGGGCUGAUGAUAUACACGCUUACAUCUCGGGCGACAUCGUCGAGUGCAUGGCAGCCAGCGACAAUGUCAUCCGCGCUGGGUUCACCCCAAAGUUCAAGGACGUCGACACGCUUGUGUCAAUCUUGACAUACAAUUACGCCCCGAUUGAGGAGCAAAAGAUGGCGCCCAAAGAGUACGUAUACGCCACCCUGAACCGCACAGCGUACAGCUCGAGCAGCGAGGUCAUGCUUUACGACCCCCCUAUCGAGGAAUUCAGUGUGGUGCGGUCCACCCUGAGACGCGCGGGUGCCAAGGCGACGUUCGACCCUCUCGAUGGGCCCAGCAUCAUCAUCUGCACGGGUGGCAGCGGAAAAGUCUCGGUCGGGCCAACAGUGGAAGACGUAAAACCGGGCUAUGUCUUCUUUGUGGGCUCGACGGCCGGGGUCGUCCUGGAGUCAACUAGUGAUGGAGAGGAGUUCGUAACUUUCAAAGCGUUUUGCGAGGUCGAACAUCACAGCAACGGCGGGUCCUGAGGUUUUUGAUAGUCUGAAACUCGCCGUGUUGCAAGGCUCUGGGCACAGCAGGUUACUGGCGCGCCUCGAAUCACUGAACAGAGUAUGCUUGGCAUGAAAAGUUGCUUCUACUUGGGCCAUGACUUUCGGAAAGACCGCAAGCGACAAAUAUGUCCUUGCAAGUUUCGAUUGCAAACAGGGAUUCCGGGAAGGGCCGGUGGCGACCAAGGGGCAUCGUGGCAAUAUUACUGCCCGUGGUCUGCUUCCGUCGUGCUACUAACCCGACCCAAGAGUAUACCUAGGUAGUUGACAUGACCGGGAGGCGGCGGGCCAUAAAUGGUCGAUCGCCACUACUCGACAUCUAAUCUUGUCGUUAUCGCAUUAUUCCCUCCAGAAAAGACUUCGGUGGAAGCAACUUGUUCCCAUACUCCAGACAGUACUAUUAAAGAGCAUAUACUAGUAUAUAUAAAUAUAAAUACAU